Symbiodinium sp. CCMP2592 is the source of this 7314-nucleotide messenger RNA. Lineage: Eukaryota; Dinophyceae; Suessiales; Symbiodiniaceae. The record is from the annotation of a GenBank genome assembly.
AUGCGACAAGCUCAGAGUGACUACCCCCACAUCUAUGGACAGGCCUCAGAAGGUGGUAGUGAACAUUCGUCGCGUUUGCAAGCUGAAGUACAACGUCAACUGGAAGAGUACAAUGCUAAGCACAAAGAGGAGAUGAGAAAAAUGGCUUUGGAAGUCGAGUACUUGAGAAAUGAGCGUUUGCAAUGGGAAAUGAGGGUGAUCCGCGUCAACAGCUUCCAGGUGAUCCUUCUCAACAGCUUCCAAGUGAUCCUUCUCAACAGCUUCCAGGUGAUCCACGGCAACAGCUUCCAGGUGAUCCACGGCAACAGCUUCCAGGUGAUCCUUCUCAACAGCUUCCAGGUGAUCCACGGCAACAGCUUCCAGGUGAUCCACGGCAACAGCUUCCAGGUGAUCCUUCUCAACAGCUUCCAGGUGAUCCUUCUACACAGCUUCCAGGUGAUCCUUCUCAACAGCUUCCAGGUGAUCCUCCUACACAGCUUCAUGGUGAUCUUCAUGCUCAGUCCCGCGGCACAGUCUACCGAGUACACGAAUGUUCAAUACGAGCGAUCUGGCUGCGGUGGAGUAGGUGUUUCUCAGAAUAGCUCGGGUGCCAAUGAUGGACGUGAACCAGACCCUACCAAGCAGCCAACGGCACAGCAGUGGCUUGGUGGAGACCAGAAACCGGAUCCAAUGGCGUUGCUGGCUGGAGGGAUGGCGCAGCUGCAGGCGGUUAUGCUUCAGCAGUUGUCCAAUGAAAAAGACCGUUCAGGUGAAAAGAGUCCGGAGACAGUGAAGCCUGGAGUGUCAACACUUCCACUACUUCCCCAAGUUUCGUCCUCUACGGCUUCUGUGGACAUUAUGGACUGGCUGGAGUUGAUUGCAGCUCCAAUGUCUGACUUGAGUGACGGCUCGGGUGAAUGGUGGACCCUGGUGAAGAAGGAAGCGUCUAAGGCGUACCAGCUUUGGACAAAUGCGAGUCCCAUUGAGAAGCUGAGGAUUAUGCCACCACAAGUCGCGGAGCUAGAGACGGGGCGUUGGAGCAGGGUUAACUCGAGGGCAUCCUCGAUGAUUCUACUUGCCCUUCACGAUUCAGUUCGUCAAGAGAUGGUUUCAAGACGUUCCACCGGCUCGGCUACUGCGCUGCUAUUCCGUCUCCUUACGAUCUACCAACCGGGAGGGCAGCAGGAGAAAGUCACUAUACUCCAGAAUCUUCAACAACCGGGAGAGGAAAAAGAUCCUCACCAGGCAGUGGCGGCGCUGAGGGCUUGGGCGAGGUGGCUUCGACGAUGCCGAGACCUUGGGGUCUCGGCUCCAGAUCCGAGUCUCCUGGCAAGAGGACUGACGAGUAUGACCCGGUCAGUGCUUGAGCGAGACCAAGAAGUAAGCUUUCGUACAAGCCUGGUUCGAAGCAACUUGCUGGUGGAUACGAAGCCGUCCUACGACUCAGUGGAUCAGUACUACCACCACCUUUUGGCCGAAUGUGAAGCCAUGGCUGUGAGCUCCCAGACUUCAGGUACUACGAGCACAAGCACUCCAAACAAGCCGGAUCCGAAGAUCAAGCCAAUGAAGCCGGAGCCAAAAGGAGGGACACCGCAGCCACCACCUGCACCUCCUUCGACGUCAAGGACUACUACAAGCGGUCAGGGUGGUGAAGAAGAAGUGGACAAAAGGGGCCAGGUUCCUUGUCGCUACUUCGGGAAGUCCUUCAAGGGUUGCGCCCGUGGAACUAAGUGCCCAUUCAAACACUCUUGGGAAGGCAAUGAGAAAGAGAAGGCUGUGCGUUGCCACCUUUGUGGAGGCAAGCAUAUGGCUAAGGAGUGCCCGACAAAGAAGCCGAGCACGCCCUCCUCUACCUCUUCUGCGACACCGGCGGGUACACCCAAGGCAGCUCCGAGCAAGGCACCGCCUCCAACAACAACCCCACCGUCGACUCCAACGAAGACCGUCCGAAUUGAUGAACGGGCCCAGGUUCAAGAAGCUCCUUCGUCCUCUACAUCGACCACUCACGAGACGGUCCCGGACCUAAAGGAAGUCUUGGCAGAUGUUGGAAAAAUGCUGAAGGUGAUGACAGCGUCUUCUUUGCGAAAGUUCACCGUAAAGGAUAUGGAAAGUACCCAUGGUGCUAGCAUAAGGAGCCUCACAGCUGCUGAGGAAGGCAAUGGUCCUGAACCCGCGGGCUCAACAAUGGCUACCGGUUCGGGAACUACACGGAGUUCUCAGUCUGAGGAGUCUGAGGUGGAGGAACAAAGUGAAGGUGAAGAUGAAGGACCCCGAGGACUUUUGGACAGUGGCGCAAGCCAUGCCCUUAAGCAGGCAACCCAGGAGGAGUACGAUAAGGGUGUCCCAGUGAAAGUUACGCUUGCGGGCGAAGAUACCAGAGUCCUACGUCAGAAUGUUUGCGGCACUGUUCUGGUCACCAACGACGGCAACGAACGCAUCCAACCAAUUGUGCCAAUGGGAGCGCUGAUUGAGGACCUUGGUUGCAGCCUGCAAUGGAAUCGAGGAAGGCUAAAGCUCAGGCAUCCGACGAAGGGCUUCAUCAAAAUCUACCUCAACAACAACUGUCCUGAAGUGAACUUCAAGGAAGCCCACAAACUCAUAACAGAGUUGGAGAAGAAACACUUGGCCCAGCUCAGCUCGCAGGUGAACUCUUUGACUGCGAGACUUGAGGUGCUUCGAAAAGAAGAGAAGAGGACGUGGGAUGAGUUGAUGAAGGAUUAUGUGAAGACUGGAUGCCAGGCCACUAUUUUGCGAGCCCUUCUUCUAUGUCCUGUGACAAAGGAUCUCCCAAGUGAGGUGCAUGCAAUGCUUGCCGAAGGCUUUGAUCCGGACGGCGGUGAACGAUACCUAAAGGACCUCCCAUUGUCAAAGAGGAGGAGGCGUGCGUUGAUGAGGUCGAGUUCGUGGGUUAUUCACCUUCAUGCUGGAGACGGUGAUGGAGAAAAAGGGCCUUUCAAUGUGAUCUCCAGAGGUGGAAAGAUGGUUCUUGAGAUUGACGCAAAGGCUUCAAAGCAAUGGGACUUGCACCGCAAAGAAGGAGCUUAUCGAAUGUUGCUAUGGGCAGCGGCACAAGGGAAGAUCACAGAUGUAACUGGUACGCCCCCACACACUACGUGGCCCACAUCAAUGGCGCCGACCCGAGGACCUGGAUCCUAUCCGAUGAGGACUACAACGUCACCCUAUGGACAACAACCCCUCCAACCUCUACAGCAACAUCGAGUUGAUCAAGAAACCGCUAGCAUUGCCAAACAGCUGGUUGUGUGGAUGAUUGCUUCAGCGAAAGGACGCGGGGAAGUUGGGUUCUUCAUGGACAUGUCCCAGGAUCCUGAGAAGUUGAGGGCGGACCAACCGGUGCAAGCAUCCUUUUGGUCAACUGAGAUGUGGAAAUCCUUCAAGUCUGUCAGCGGAAUGAAAAGGAUCGACUUCUACAUGGGAGCCUACGGACACAAGGCAAAGAGGCCAACUACCGCAGCUACGAACUACCCGGGGAUGCUCCAUAUGAACAACAACUGGGAUUUUUCAAGUAUAUGUGUGCCGUCAUCACUCUUGAAGUACGAUGAAAUGAUCAAAUGGUCAAGGGAGUUCAAGGAAAUCCUCGCGCAGAACAUCCUGGGCUGCUAUGAUGAGGCUGCCAUGUUUGAGGAGGAGAUCAAGGAUGAGGAAGCCAGCCUUAAAAAACUAACCCGAGAACAACGACGGGAAUGGAGGGACCACAUCCACAACGAUCACCAACCUUAUCGACCUGAUUGCUCGGUAUGUGUUAAUGCACAGGCCACUGGUUACCAGCACAAGCGGAGGAAGUUUCCAGGGAUGUACGCGGUGGCAAUGGACCUGGCUGGACCUUUCAAAAAGAAAGGACGUGACAUGGACUUCGAUGACUACAAGUACAUUAUGGUUGCUGCUUAUCGCUGCCCUCGUCAGUACUUGAGUUCCAUGGCUUUGACAGAGCUUGAGCGUGAGCUAUAUGUUCCUUCUGAAGACGAGGAAGUCCCUGAAGGUGAAGAUCCUUUGGUGUUGGGGGAAGAUGAUGAGAAGGACCCGGAGGCCGAGGAGUCGUCAACCGAGGAGGCCGAAAAAUUGGAAAGCGAGGUCGAAGAGCUCACUAAGAAAGUGGAUUACGCCACGAUCUAUGUGACGCGCUGUUUGAGGAGGAGAACUGGACCUGCGGUACUACAAGCGGCUAAAGAAAUCCUCCUACAGCUACGACAAACUGGUUUGCAUGUUGCUCAUGUACACACAGACAGAGCCAGGGAGUUCAGGACAAAAAUGUUCAAAACCUGGGUCAACGACGAGAAGCUCAGGCAUACGAAAACAGCUGGAGGCGACCCGGCAGGGAACAGCACGGCGGAGCUGGGUGUGAAGUGGGCGAAGGCUCGUGUGCGAAGUCUACUUCGAAGCGCAGGUGCACCACCAGAAGAUUGGCCUAUGGCAAUGGAUCACGCAGCGAGUAGCCUGUGGUCAAAAGCUUUUCCGUCAAGCUCAUGGACAAACCCUCCAGCAGUUGCUUUUGGCACAGAAGUGUGGUUUCGGGCAAAGGCCUACAAAGGGAAGAAGGAGAAGAAGUAUGACCCCGACGGCGUUCGAUGGAAAAAGGGGCUCUACCGUGGCCCAUCAAGGGAAGUCAGCCGAGGCCAUCUAAAUCAACGUGAAGAUGGAGGACUUGUGGUUGCGAAGGGAGUGAAGUUCAAUUUGGUGGAACCGGAACGGGACCUGCAAGAUCUUCUUCCACAUGCUACUGUACAAGGAGAAGUUGAAGGUCUACUUGAUUAUGAUCUGCCUCCUUCCAAAAGGCAACUACGGGAAGAAAUUGAGUUUGUCUCCAGGAAAGCGAUGUCCGAGAACAACUACACUACGGAGCAGGUUGUCGAGAUCUACAACCUACUUGAGGAGCUUGGAGACGUUGAUUUCCGAGCGUCAAAGAAGACUUCUAUGACGACAUGGUUCACCGGGGCAUUCGUGCAUGGUGGCAAGGCAGGCGUCCGUUCCAAUUUGAAGGAGUACCCAAUGACAACAAAGUUCCUCACGACCUUUGCGAAGAAGUUCAGUGGUGAAAAAACAUUCAGCGCUUUGGGAAUUACUCGGAACACAACCUUGGGAAUCCAUCGUGACUCCCACAAUUCGAGGGAGACAUCAAAUAUGGUGUUGCCGUUGACUGAGUUUGUGGGAGGGAACCUGUGGAUUCAAGACGGUGAUGCUGAUCCUUCAGUCGCAAUCGAGAAGGAACUUUCGAAUGGGAAACAGGUGCUGGGACGUGUGCUGAACCUGGAAAAGAAUAAGCUUGUGGAGUUCUCCCCCAGUCAAUGGCAUGAAGUUCAACCAUGGGAUGGAGAUCGGGUUGUGAUUUUGCUAUAUACCCCAAGGACUUCCAAGCUCCAGGACGAGCAUUAUGAAGAGCUCCAAAAGGCCGGGUUUGUGAUCGACAAGGCCAGUGCAAGCACUAAUGAUCCCGCGGAAGAUGAAGAGGAUGGCGAGGCAAUGAUUAAGCGCUUUGAGGUUAAUGAAGUCAUUGAGAUGAUCCAGGCCUUUAUUGAAGUUGAUGAGUUGGACUUCCUUGACUUUAACUCGAGGACCCGUGAACGCGCUUUACCGCGAACGACCAUCAAGAAAACCGAGGUACAGUGCACCCCCAACAUUGAAGAGAUUCUCCAUGACUUGGAGGUGAGCGGCAAGCCUUUGGAAGUUACUCACACAAUUAGUUUGGGUGACGUGAAGAAGAACAUCUCCAAGUGGUAUGAUUCUGCAGUGAAGGAGUUCACGAACCUUAGGGAUAAAAAGAAGGCCUUCAAAGUUACAAAGAGGUGGAAUCUUCCAGAAGGGUGCAAAAUUGUGCCUUGCAAAGGUGUGUUUACAGUCAAGCCAGAUGCCUCACCCAACAAAUACAAGAGGAAGACUAGAUUUGUGGCUUGCGGAAACCAUGUUCCUGAAGGAAGCAUGAUGCCAGAAGGUUUUGACCUGUUUGCUGCCGGGCUGGAUUCCACUUCGUUGCGGACAAUGUUUGCGUUCACAGCAGGUUCCAACUGGCUCACCGGUACGACAGACAUAAGACAGGCCUUCGUCUUGGCUCCUUGGCUGGGGGCUUCGGUUGCAUUGCAACCACCAAACAUAGCCUUUGAGCUAGGCUUAGCAGAGCCUGGAGACAUGUGGGAAGUUCUGAUGUCAAUAUACGGCCUCAGGGAGGCCCCAGCUCUAUGGUCUGGAUUUCGAGAUCAGGAGCUACGGGCGGCACAAUGGGAGGCAAUGAUUGACGGGAACCUCAAGCGCCUCAGGCUUCAACAGCUGGCUUCAGACAACCAAGUUUGGAAAGUUGUUGAUAUGAACGAUCCAGACAAGGCUCUUGGGUAUGUGAUGGUGUAUAUCGAUGACCUCUUGAUUACGGGACCCUCAGAGAUCCUCCACUCCUUCUUUGCAUGGGUUUCAGCAAGAUGGGAAUGCGACGAGCUAAACAUCCUGAAGGAGGAGAAUCCCAUUCGGUUUUUGGGUUUGGAAAUCCAUAAGGUUCCAGGAGGAGUCGAAGUUGCGCAACAUGGCUUCAUCACCGAGCUACUCAGAGCAUAUAACCACAAAGGGUCGAGGUCGUGGUCUCAAGGUUCAAGAGAUUUGAUGGUGUUGACGCCGGAAGAAGAAGAGGCAAUCCUCAAUGCAGAGCCUGUGAACCUAGAGGGACGUGAAGCAGAAGUUAAGCAGGCACAGAAGCGAGUUGGAGAACUUCUCUGGCUUACUGGACGUUCGCGCCCGGAUCUACAGUAUAUAACUUCGAUUAUGUCCUCAAGAAUUACAAGGGCUCCAGAGAUUGUGAAUGAGUUGGGGAACCGUUUGCUCGACUACUUGUACGAGACACAGUACUACCGCUUGAAGUUCGUAAAGAUCGAUGAUAGCGAGCAGAGGCAGCAGCUCAUCACUCUUAGCACGGCUGAGAGUGAAAUGAUUGAGGCUGUGGACGGAGAAACCCAACGAGCGGACAUUGGGACAAAGGCACUUCCCAAGGACAGAUUGAAGAAGCUGGUUGAUUUGUGGGGCUUGGCAGACAGACGUCCUCCUCGUGUUUGUGGAACGGUGGCAGCUUCGGAAAGCACCAUUGAAACUGGGAUUGCUUGGGAUCUCUACUUGGUUGUUGUGGUGCUUGCAAUCGCUGUCAUUGGCUUGUGGGAAGGCUUUAAGUUUUGCUGGAAACGCAAAGAAGCUCAGCUCCGAGCGCUGAGAGCGAAAGCAAACAAGGCUUUUCCACAGAAGUUGACCAAGACAGAGCUCAAGGAGCUACAGAGGAUAUUAGCCCUCGAUCCAGAAGAUCUUACCAGAGAUCAAUGUGCUUGCGUCUUCAUCCUCUACUGGUCGUAA